AUGUUGAAUUUUCAAGUUAGUAUGUUAAAUUUUCAAGUACGUAUAUUGAAUUUUCAAGUUAGUAUGUUGAAUCUUCAAGUUAGUAUGUUGAAUUUUCAAGUUAGUAUGUUGAAUUUUCAAGUUAGUAUAUUGAAUUUUCAAGUUAGUAUGUUGAAUUUUCAAGUUAGUAUGUUGAAUUUUCAAGUUAGUGUAUUGAAUUUUCAAGUUAGUAUGUUCAAGUUAGUAUUUAGUAUAUUGAAUUUUCAAGUUAGUAUGUUGAAUUUUCAAGUUAGUAUGUUGAAUUUUCAAGUUAGAAUGUUGAAUUUUCAAGUUAGUAUGUUGAAUUUUCAAGUUAGUAUGUUGAAUUUUCAAGUUAGUAUAUUGAAUUUUCAAGUUAGUAUGUUGAAUUUUCAAGUUAGUAUGUUGAAUUUUCAAGUUAGUAUGUUGAAUUUUCAAGCUAGUAUAUUGAAUUUUCAAGUUAGUAUGUUGAAUUUUCAAGUUAGUAUGUUGAAUUUUCAAGCUAGUAUGUUGAAUUUUCAAGUUAGUAUGUUGAAUUUUCAAGCUAGUAUAUUGAAUUUUCAAGUUAGUAUGUUGAAUUUUCAAGUUAGUAUGUUGAAUUUUCAAGUUAGUAUGUUGAAUUUUCAAGUUAGUAUUUUGAAUUUUCAAGCUAGUAUGUUGAAUUUUCAGUUAGUAUGUUGA
This is a messenger RNA of Lottia gigantea (owl limpet), 678 nucleotides long. RefSeq lists its product as hypothetical. The record is from RefSeq and is a predicted model, not a curated record. Lineage: Eukaryota; Metazoa; Mollusca; Gastropoda; Lottiidae. Bases 1 to 678 code for a protein of 225 amino acids. The transcript has 2 exons.